Beta vulgaris subsp. vulgaris (sugar beet) is the source of this 1195-nucleotide messenger RNA. RefSeq lists its product as uncharacterized. The transcript has 9 exons. Gene Ontology annotation, molecular function: hydrolase activity. The coding region runs from base 34 to 1032 and encodes 332 amino acids. NCBI's taxonomy places the organism in Eukaryota, Viridiplantae, Streptophyta, Magnoliopsida, Caryophyllales, Amaranthaceae. The record is from RefSeq and is a predicted model, not a curated record.
GCGGGAGGGAGAAAUGACGGACUUAAUGAAGAAAUGGUAGUGAGAGCCUGCGGAGUGUUAUUGUGGAAACCCAAUUUAAUUUUCCAGAAUUCAUACUCAUCAGUCUCUCCCUCCUUUUCCUCCCAUUUCUCAUCAUUUAUGCCUUCUUCUGUUCGUAUCGCAGUCGUCGGAGACGUCCAUGACGACUGGGAACUAGAGGAUGAUUCCAAGGCCUUACAAUUUUUACAGCCGGAUUUGGUGCUCUUUACAGGUGACUUUGGCAAUGAGAAUGUUGAGCUUGUCAAAAGUAUUGCAGAGCUUAACAUGCCUAAAGCAGCAAUACUUGGAAAUCAUGAUUCAUGGUUUACUCGUCAGUUCUCACAUAAGAUGAAAGAUGGAGUUCAGGUUCAGCUAGAAUGUCUAGGUGAAGAGCAUGUUGGAUACAAGCGGUUGGACUACCCUACGUUGAAGCUUAGUGUUGUUGGUGGCAGACCAUUUUCUUCAGGAGGUAAUCAGUUAUUCAGGAAGAAGCUUCUGACUGCUAGAUAUGGAGUCCGUAACAUGGGAGAAAGUGCAGAUAGGAUUCACAAAGCUGCUAAAGGGGCUCCAGAAGAGCAAUCCAUUGUAUUUCUUGCACAUAAUGGGCCGACAGGUCUUGGUUCUAGUAUGGAUGACAUAUGCGGCAAAGAUUGGGAGUAUGGGGGUGGAGACCAUGGGGAUCCAGAUUUAGCCCGAGCGAUAUCCUUACUAAAAGAGACCAACAAUAAUCCCAUCCCUAUGGUUGUUUUUGGGCACAUGCAUAAAGAAUUGGCAUAUGGAGGCCUCCGGAAAAUGAUAGCCUUUGAUGCAGACAAAACCAUGUACCUGAAUGGAGCCAUUGUUCCAAGAGUGAAAUAUUUGGAUUCUGGAGGUUCUAUUCGGGCCUUCAUUAUUGUAGAAUUUUCAAGUGGUAAAGUGAUGAAGGUAGCGGAAACUUGGGUUUCAGUGAUUAAUGAUAAAAUCUUGUUAGAAGAAGAGCUUGUUUUGUUUAGCAGCAAUGAUGAAACCGCUUAAGUAUAUUCAUGUCAAGAGUAACAUAGAUAUUUGUGGUAAAAAUGAUGCACGAGUAGUGAUGGUGUAAUGUUCAUGACUAUAUCUAUAACAGUGAUCAAAAUUUGGAUAGUGCUGGCUCUGAAAACAAAAGCGUGUAUUUGUAAUACAAAUCUCUUCUUAUUUA